Messenger RNA from Dromaius novaehollandiae (emu), 633 nucleotides. Its product is annotated as actin-related protein T2-like. The record is from RefSeq and is a predicted model, not a curated record. Lineage: Eukaryota; Metazoa; Chordata; Aves; Casuariiformes; Dromaiidae.
AUGUUUAAUUCAAAAGCUUUGGAUAUUUCAGCUCUUAUUUUUGACAGUGGGUCCCAGGUGUGUGAGGCUGGGCUCUCAGGAGAAUCUGGCCCAAGCAUAUUAUUCAGGUAUCCUACGGAAGAAGCGUCAGUGUCAGAAGAGAGUCAGAAGGAAUGGUAUGUGGGAGAGGAAGCCCAGCACAAACAGGAGGUGUUGUCUUUGAAUUAUCCCGUUGCAAAGGGCAUAGUUACCUUAUGGGAUGACAUGGAGAGGAUUUGGAUGCACAGCUAUGCACAUGAGGUGGCAAUACAAACAACUGAGAGACCAGUGCUAAUGACUGAGAGCCCUCUGAGCCCUCUAGAGAACAGAGAAAAACUAAUACAGUUGCUACUCAAAAGGUUCAAGGUGCCUGCCUUUCAUGUGUCUGCCCAAGCCAUCCUGUCACUCUGUGCCUCAGCGCACAUCACAGGCCUAGUCAUAGACAGCAGGCAUAGUGUGACGCACCCGAUGCCAGUCUAUGAAGGAUACUGCUUACCCCAUGCGGUCUCGAGGCUGGACAUUGCAGGCAGGGACAUCACAGAGCUGCUCGCAAAGCUGUUUUUGGAAACUAAACCUUGUUAUGCAAAAUCUAUGGAAAAGAACAGUUUUUUGUAG